AUGCGUCUUACACUCGCUAUUCAAGGCUUUGCCGCCCUGGCGGUGGCCAUGCCCGCCGCUCGUCCUCAGGAGAUCGACGUCAACCUGGUCCUCAAUGCUCCCGAACCAGUGAUCUACGACCCUGCUGUCGGAGCCACAGCUCAAGUUGUGUCUUACGACUUCACCUCUCUCGUUGCCCAGGCCACUGCUCCUGCCACUUCGGUCACCAGUGAUGUCGCUGCCACUGCUACCGCGAUCGAGAAGAGAGGAGCUGCUUGCACCUCUCUCGCCCCUGGAGCAACUGGAGCUCCUGCUUAUUCGCCUGAUACCCCUGCUGCUUUUGCAUCCAACUCGGACUUUGCUUCUAUUGCUUCCAACGCUCCCGUCCCCAGUGGAUACACUAACACCUUUUCCAACAUUAAUGCUUCCAGCAGCGCCUACGGCUAUCUUGGUUUCACCACCAUCAGCACUUUCGACACCACCAAGUGUGCUGCUAAGUGCAAUGCUAUUUACGGAUGCCUCUCUUUCAACCUCUACUUCGAGAGAGAUCCCAGCGUCGACCCUGGCUCCGGAGCAUCUGGAUGCGAGAACCCCGCUAGCGUGACAUACAUCAAGUGUGUGUUCUGGGGUGGCCCUGUCACCAAAUCUAACGCCAACAACUACGGACAGUACCGCAACCAGUUCCAGGUAUUGAUUGCUGGCUCAAACGGCUAUCAGAACAACACUCUGGCUGCUCCUGCCGGGUACUCUGAUGCCAUCUACUACGGUACUCGUGCUAUUGACGCACCUCUUGAUGCUCAGGGCUACAGCACUUUCAUCACCAGCAAGAUUUUUACUGGUCCAUUUGACGCUCGUCUCUGUGCCGCAGCCUGCGAUGCUCAGACCCAGUACGCCGUUAACAACCCCUCUGCCGAUGGAACUCCUGCCAAGCAGUGCAACUUCUUCAACACUUACAUCAUCAACUUGAACGACAACAAGCACCCUCAGGGUCAGUACUGUACUCUGUAUACUGAGGCUUGGUCUUCCAAAUACGCCACCAACUCUGGCUCGUCCACUUCUGGUGGCAAGCUUAUCAUCGAGUACAGCUACGGCUAUGUUAGCAAGUCUGGCACUGGCAUCGACCCCACAAAGGGUGACAAGACUGGUGCUAUCUACCAGGCUUCUGGCGAGAUGAAGUCUGACCCUGCUCAGCUCAGCUCGGUCUUCCAGCCCUUCUGCUCUUCGUACCUUGGUUACUCUGCUGUUUCCACCGUCACUAUCACCGCAACCACGACCGUUUCUCCCGUGGCUACCUCAACCGCAUACGCCACCUCGACUGCGCCCGCUAUGCGCAAGCGCGAUGAUGGAGACGACUCCACUGCUGCCCCUGCCAAGCGUGAUAUCUCUACUCCUUCUGUCCUGACCAAGUACCCUGCUACAGUCAUCUCUUCUGCCUGCUCUAUGCAGGUCAGCCAGAACACCAUCGCCUCGACUGUGACUGUCAACGAGACCACCACUCUUGCCACUUCGACCACAAUCACCACCAUCGUGUCUGUUGUCACCGCCAGUGCCACGUCGACCUCU
Molecule: messenger RNA, 1542 nt
Organism: Aureobasidium namibiae CBS 147.97
Lineage: Eukaryota; Fungi; Ascomycota; Dothideomycetes; Dothideales; Saccotheciaceae
Exons: 8
Source: RefSeq, a predicted model, not a curated record